This is a messenger RNA of Aureobasidium pullulans EXF-150, 762 nucleotides long. RefSeq lists its product as uncharacterized. The annotation marks the transcript as partial. NCBI's taxonomy places the organism in Eukaryota, Fungi, Ascomycota, Dothideomycetes, Dothideales, Saccotheciaceae. The transcript has 3 exons. The record is from RefSeq and is a predicted model, not a curated record.
CAAGUGGUUUUACUCACAUUGACAUUGUCAAUCACUCUUUUGAGAUGUUUUGUUCGUCUGAGACUUGAAGCACGCGCUCUUACCUUGUCCGAUUACUUGGUAUGGGCGGGAUAUGUCUUCACUUUGGCGUUUGUGAUAUGUCAAGGUAUAGCGCUCAACGCUGCACGAACACAUCCACUCGUUGAUGCAACCUACACCGACUCUGUCGUAUAUCUCAAGGCCGUCUACGCAUCAUGCUUCUUCUUCGACUUUGGCUUGUUCUUGCCGAAAGCCUCCAUCACGGCCUUCUACUGGUGGCUCAUCCCGAAUGUCUUCCGAAACAUGAGACUUUUGCUCUGGGUUACCACCACAUACCUGGUUCUUGCAGCGGUCGGUGCUGUCUUUGUAGACAUCUUCAUCUGUUAUCCAGUCGAGUACAAUUGGUCUCUUGAUUACGAGAAGCAAGGACAAUCAAUCUGGAACUCGUGGACAGACUUUUGGAUCAACUGGACUCUUAACUUUUCGGCUGAUGUGUUGCUCUUCUUGAUCCCUUUCUUCAUCAUGAAGUCACUUCAGCUGCGCCAAAGACAGAAAUUCGGACUGAUUGGGGUGUUUUCUCUUGGCCUUAUCACCAUGGCUAUCAGCUUCGGCCGCUUCAUGAUCUAUUCAGUCUCGAAUUACGACCUUGGCGACAACGAUGGAGCCGUCUUGUGUACAGCAGAAAUGUGCACAUCUCUCAUCGUUGCAUCCCUUCCCGGCCUAAAAGUUCUCAUCACCCGCACA